Messenger RNA from Suillus fuscotomentosus, 849 nucleotides. Its product is annotated as ribosomal protein S5 domain 2-type protein. Bases 1 to 849 code for a protein of 282 amino acids. NCBI's taxonomy places the organism in Eukaryota, Fungi, Basidiomycota, Agaricomycetes, Boletales, Suillaceae. The transcript is spliced from 5 exons. Gene Ontology annotation, biological process: nuclear mRNA surveillance; nuclear polyadenylation-dependent mRNA catabolic process; U4 snRNA 3'-end processing. Gene Ontology annotation, cellular component: nuclear exosome (RNase complex); cytoplasmic exosome (RNase complex). The record is from RefSeq and is a predicted model, not a curated record.
AUGCGUCCACCCUCGCCAUCGAUUCCAGAGAAAAAGUUUCUUUAUGAUGCUCUGAAGCAGUCUCUGCGACUAGACGGUCGUGAUAUGCUUGAUUUUCGAACGCCGACCUUCACUUUUGGCCCUGAACUGGGUUGGGUAGAAUGUGCAAUGGGCAAAACACGCGUAAUUGCACAAUUAGACGCCAAAAUGGUCAAACCGCUGCCAGAACGACCCUUUGAAGGCAUCAUUACAAUACAUUCUGAAAUCUCUCCUAUGGCGUCUCCGGACUAUGAACCUGGUCGGCCUUCAGAAGAAGAGGUCACCCUUACCCGCAUGUUGGACAAGGUCCUCCGAAGAAGUGACACUAUUGACAAGGAAUCUUUGUGCAUAUUGGCAGGUCAACGAGUCUGGCAAUUGCGAUUGACGGUUCAUGUCCUCGCUGAUGCCGGUAACAUACUCGAUUGUUCAUGUCUCGCUGGCAUCGUAGCUUUUAAGCACUUCAGAAAGCCGGAAGUAGAAGUCGUUGGAGACGAAGUCAUCGUUCACUCGCCAUCUGAACGCGCACCCAUCUCGCUUGCAAUACAUCACACCCCUUUCUGUGUGACGUUCGCAUUCUUCCCGGAUGCAUUGACGCGACCCGUGGUGGACCCAUCUUUGCUUGAGCAGAGGCUGAGUUCAGGUUUGAUGAGCAUAGCGAUGAAUGCUCAGCGCGAGAUAUGUGUCCUACACAAAGCAGGGGGGGUUCCGACGGCACCAGAGGAAGUCCUACGAUUAAUUAACGUAACUUCCAUUCUGGUCAAAGAUCUUGACAAGCGGGUCGAGGCUAGGCUGCUGGAAGACUGGGAGGGUAGGAAAGUUGAAGUGAGAUAG